GACAUUGAAAUAGUCAUCCAUCCAAAAUUCUCUCCAAAUUUGGAGUAUUAUUCUUUUCUUCACAAGAAGGAGCCGAAAAGUUAUAAAUGGGAAGAGAAUAUGAAUGUUAAAGAAAUGGCGGCAAACCAACACCUUUUGUAUUAGAGACUAACCAUUUGCUGAAGCGAGCAAGGGAUCUUCAAUGGCUUCCUGUAGUGAAACUCCCUUGGUUUAUCCUGGACCUCUCCGGAACUUCCUAGAAAGGAAUGGCUUUCCUAGAGAUAAAACAGAAACUCAUGAGCGAGGUUGAAGCUCUAGGAUUCCCUAGGGCUCGAGUCGUUCGAGCACUUCAUAGUACUGGCAACGUCAGCUCUGAAGCUGCAAUUCAUUGGCUCAUUGAUCAUGAGAAUGAUCCUGAUAUUGAUCAAAUGCCCCCGGUAGCAGUUAACAUUGAUAUUGAAUCUCCUGAACCAUUUCAUAUCACAGAGGAAAUGAGAAGAAAAGCUAAGGAACUAAGGGAUCAAGUAGGGAAAGAGAAGGAAAAAGAAGGAAAAAAUAUUGAAAGACAAAGGGAAAAGGAUAGAAUCCGUUCCAGUAAAGAACUACAAGAAGCAAAAAGAAUUGCAGAAGAAAUUGAAAGGAAACGCAAUAUUAAUUCUAGACAAGUUGAGAAAGAGGAGGAGAAAAGAGCAAGGGAAAAAGUUGUACAAAAACUUGAACAGGAUAAGAUAGAAAGAAAGAGGUUUGGUGGAAUUUCCUCUGAAAGGUCUGAAAGCCUUGCUACAAAAGCUACCGCAACCAAAGCAGGGGAAAAGGAUGAACCUAGAUCACAGAAUUCACUGCCAGCAACUUCAGUCAGUAAAGCAGUCUCUAUGAGAGAAUGUUUAAGGUCUCUUAGGCACCAUCAUAAGGAUAAUUUUGACAAAGUGAGAAAUGCCUACCAAACUCUCUUCAUCUAUGUCAGAAAUGUAGCCAAAAAUCCUGAUGAGGAAAGGUUUAGGAAGAUUAGGCUCAGUAAUCCUUUGUUCCAGGAGAGAGUUGGGAGUUUGACAGGAGGGAUUGAGUUUCUCGAGCUUUGUGGCUUUCGAAAAGAAGGAGAGUUUCUGUAUCUUCCCCAUGAUAAAAUCGACCCAGAGGCUUUAAACACUGCUGGAUCGUUGUUGAAUUCUGCAUUGACAAAUCCAUUUUUUGGUGUUCUACAAUCAGUUUAAGUAUAUCACUAGGUAAAACCAGUUUAUUGCUUUUAACCAAAGCCAACAAGAGAUGGCGCAUAACCUUCAUGCUUUGGGAUUGGAAUUUGUAUUUAAGACUAUAAUUGAAUUACUAUAAUAUAAUGAUUGUAUGGUAAAAGAUUAUGAUUUGAACGCAUAAAAUGAAACAUUUUAGCUGAA
This is a messenger RNA of Cucumis melo (muskmelon), 1370 nucleotides long. RefSeq lists its product as uncharacterized. Gene Ontology annotation, molecular function: protein binding. Bases 246 to 1190 code for a protein of 314 amino acids. The transcript has 10 exons. The record is from RefSeq and is a predicted model, not a curated record. NCBI's taxonomy places the organism in Eukaryota, Viridiplantae, Streptophyta, Magnoliopsida, Cucurbitales, Cucurbitaceae.